GUCCCCCAAAGUGUCCAUAUGGCGACACAUCGCCAUGGUUUUGGGGUUCCUCUUCCUGAUCCUGCUGGGUGUGCUGAUCUUCACGGCUUACUGGGUGUACAGGUUGUCUGAGGAGUCCGAAAAAAGCCUGGAAGCCGUUGACCUGGAGAACAUCCACCUCGUGGACAUGUUGCAGCAGCUGGUAAGCGGACUAGGGUACAAAUGCAGCACGUGCGAGCUCGCCUGGAACCAGUGGUCCAGGCACUGCUACUUCCAGUCCGAAAAACAGAUGACGUGGCAGCAGGGUUUGAAGUUCUGCCUCAAAAAGGAUGCCAGCCUGCUGAAGGUGUCCAAGAUGCAGGAGCUGCAAUUUGUGCAAAGAAUGCUUACCGCCACCUCUAAAGUUUACGCUGGGGAGCGUGUCUUCGCGAACUACUGGAUCGGCUUGAUGUAUCACCAGGACGUCAAGGGCUGGGUGUGGACCGACGGCACCACCUUCUCCUCCAACAUUUUCAAGCUCCAGGCCACCGAGGGCUGCGUGUACUUCAAGAAGGACACGAUCAACGUGCAGAGCUGCACCAGGUGGAACUAUGUCAUCUGCAAGAAGGCAUCCAGGUUCGGGCUGGACUGAGCCAGGCUGGGUCCAGCCUCUCCAGACACCCCCAGCCUGGUGGGGUACGGCGCUGGGACCUGCCCAGAACGACAGGGGAGCCCCCCUGCCCUCCACUGCAGCGCCUGUGUGGCCCAGGUCCUGCCAGGCCCAUUGU
Molecule: messenger RNA, 746 nt
Organism: Alligator mississippiensis (American alligator)
Lineage: Eukaryota; Metazoa; Chordata; Crocodylia; Alligatoridae
Product: oxidized low-density lipoprotein receptor 1-like
Exons: 5
Coding region: 35-610 (191 amino acids)
Source: RefSeq, a predicted model, not a curated record